AGUGGAGUUCAAGUUCGAGAAGAGAACCUAUAUUUUGCCGGUCGAAAAAUGCGGCGGAGACACAAGAACCGUCUUCACCUAUAAAGUGACUCGGAUCAUGGGUCAAGCGAAGAUAAACCGGUCGAAUAAACCCAAGCCCGAAGCUGAUCGGUCGGCCAAAGAUGCAACGGAACGCCACCAACACUGCCGGUCAGAUCAAUAUCGAGAUGGGAUAAAUGUGGAACUCAUUUAUCCGCUUAAAAGCGUUAUUAGUCUGGUCGACAAGAAUGGCGAGAUCUUUGAGGUGACUGUAGAACAAUGCAGAGGAAUUUGGGUUCAGCUCGUCGGAAUCUCCAACGGUUUAGUGUGUAUUUCUCCACAUGAAGAUGAAGACGUUGUUUCUUUGUAUAACCCAACCACCAAAGAAUCCAAGCUAUUAUUACCUCAGUCUGUGCCUUCCAGGUAUAGAGAAAAUUUCCAGUCUUAUGGAUUUGGCUUCGAUCAUCUCACCGAUGAUUACAAAGUAGUGAAGCUUGUUUCUGAUAGGCACAAUUUUCUCUACGCUUGCGUCUACUCCUUGAAGUCAAACUCGUGGAGAUGGAUCUGUGAUUUGAGUUAUCAACGCAUCAACCGCUCCCGUCGUCCCGGUGUGAAUCUAAACGGUGUAAUCCACUGGGUGGUGUUCACUCGUGGUAAUCACAAGCAGAGAUUGAUAUUAGCAUUUGAUAUUAUAACCGAAGAGUUUCGAGAGAUGCCUUUUCCUGAUGAAGAAGCGGAGGAUUGUCCGAAUAGUUUCAAAGACUUUGUGGUCGGGAAUCUCAACGAACGUCUAUGCGUGGUCAAUAGUUGCCGGGAGUUGUUGCAUGAUGAUAUUUGGGUGAUGAAUGAGUUCGGUGUAGCAAGUUCAUGGACCAGAAUCCGGAUCAGCUUGUUGCACAGGUUGAUGAAACCGGUGUGUACUUCGACCAAGAACAGUGCGGAGGUUCUUCUGGUGCUUCUUGGAGGAGACAUGGUGUUGUACAAUUUUGAGCGUUUCCAUGUCGAAAAUACGUACGUAGAGAGCCUCAUAUCGCCUAACUCGUAUGGUUUUGACAACUGAGGAAAUCACCUUGGUUCAUAACUUAUAAUCGCCUAGAUAUAUAAUCGUGGUGGCUCCAUCAUGAUUCAAACUAGAUAUAAUCAUGUUAUAUAUAAACAUAACUUACAAGUAAAAUCAUAGAUUCACGUUGUGCAAUACUAAUAAUUUAUGUUUUCAGGA
Molecule: messenger RNA, 1237 nt
Organism: Raphanus sativus (radish)
Lineage: Eukaryota; Viridiplantae; Streptophyta; Magnoliopsida; Brassicales; Brassicaceae
Product: F-box/kelch-repeat protein At3g06240-like
Exons: 2
Source: RefSeq, a predicted model, not a curated record